AUGGUUGUCGACGACGACAUGUACGGCACAGAAAAGAGCUUCGGAAGGGCAUCGCAAAACUCGGACUGUUAUGGUGAGAGCUCGGUGCAUCGAGACGGUAUAGCCAUGAGGGUGCUGGACAGUUUCAAGCGUGAUCCAAAUUCUCACAUGACCCCCAAGGGUAGUUUGGGUGCCGACGGUACCGUAUACGACGUCGAGCAAGCAGCAGCCAACACGGCAAGCUCACCACUGGCGCGGAGACUCAAAGGUCGUCAUUUGCAGAUGAUUGCAAUCGGAGGCUCCAUAGGCACUGGCCUCUUCGUUGGUUCCGGCCAAGCACUAGCCAACGGUGGGCCAGCUGCGCUAGUAAUAGCGUACUGCCUGGUCGGUAUCAUGCUGUACUGCACCGUUCACGCCUUGGGUGAGAUGGCAGUCUUGUUUCCCGUUGCUGGUUCCUUCUCGGCCUACUCGACUCGCUUCAUCGACCCGGCCUGGGGUUUCGCCAUGGGGUGGAACUAUGCUCUGCAAUGGCUCGUCGUCCUGCCUCUGGAAAUCGUCGCCGCUACAUUCACCAUCGAGUACUGGACCAAAGACCAUGCCGGCACCAUCAACAACAACGCCUACGUGGCCGUCUUCCUGGUCCUCAUCGUCGUCAUCAACCUGUUUGGUGUCAAGGGCUACGGCGAGGCCGAAUUCGUUUUCGCCAUCAUCAAGAUCACUGCCGUAAUAGGAUUCAUCAUUCUGGGCAUCAUCAUCAACAUCGGUGGCGGACCUGAUGGUGGCUACAUCGGCGGCACGUAUUGGAGAAACCCAGGCCCCUUCAACAAUGGGUUCAAGGGUCUUUGCAGCGUCUUCGUCAACGCUGCCUUUGCCUUCUCUGGCACGGAGCUCGUGGGUCUCGCCGCUGCAGAAACCGCCAAUCCUCGCAAGUCACUGCCCACGGCCGUCAAGCAGGUCUUCUGGAGGAUCACCUUGUUCUACAUUGUCUCCCUAACAAUCGUUGGCCUUUUGGUCCCGUACAACGAAAAGCGUCUCCUACAAAACUACAACGGCGCGAAUGCCGUGGCUUCUCCUUUCGUAAUCGCCAUUCAGAACGCAGGCAUCGAAGGGCUCCCCUCCGUCUUCAACGCAGUCAUCAUGAUCGCCGUACUCUCUGUUGGUAACUCGUCCAUCUACGGCUCUUCUCGCACACUCGCCGCUCUGGCAGAGCAACAUCAGGCUCCGAGGAUAUUUGCCUACAUCGAUCGUCAGGGCCGCCCUCUCGUAUCGAUUGCCUUCGCUCUGGCCAUCGGUCUUCUCGCCUUCCUCGCUGGCGCCAACGACGAUCUCCGGGAUAAUGUCUUCAACUGGCUGCUUGCCCUUUCUGCGCUUUCCGCCGUCUUCACAUGGCUGUCCAUCUGUCUCGCACACAUCCGCUUCCGCAAGGGCUGGCACGUACAGGGGCACAGCCUGUCCGAACUUGCCUUUCGCUCACAACCCGGCCUGAUUGGAUCCUACGUUGGCCUCCUCUUCAACUGUCUCGUCCUCAUUGCGCAGUUCUGGGUCGCCGUGGUACCGCUCGAUUACAAGUAUUUAUCUACGGCAGACCGUCUGCAGCGCUUCUUCAGCAUCUACCUCGCGCUACCCGUCACUAUCGCGUUCUACAUCCCCUACAAAUUCUACUACCGCACCUUGGUAGUGCGGUCCCACAACAUGGACCUGCACACGGGCAUCCGCGAGCUGAACAUCGACGCGCUGAUCGAAGAGGAGCGCGAAGAGCGGAAGAAGUGGCCCAAGUGGAAGAAAACCUACAAGUUCCUUUGCUGA
This is a messenger RNA of Ascochyta rabiei, 1785 nucleotides long. Its product is annotated as histidine permease. Gene Ontology annotation, cellular component: membrane. The transcript has 2 exons. The record is from RefSeq and is a predicted model, not a curated record. Gene Ontology annotation, molecular function: amino acid transmembrane transporter activity. NCBI's taxonomy places the organism in Eukaryota, Fungi, Ascomycota, Dothideomycetes, Pleosporales, Didymellaceae. The coding region runs from base 1 to 1785 and encodes 594 amino acids. Gene Ontology annotation, biological process: amino acid transmembrane transport.